Messenger RNA from Mustela erminea (ermine), 925 nucleotides. RefSeq names its product SH3 domain binding glutamate rich protein (gene SH3BGR). Gene Ontology annotation, cellular component: cytoplasm. The transcript has 7 exons. Lineage: Eukaryota; Metazoa; Chordata; Mammalia; Carnivora; Mustelidae. The record is from RefSeq and is a predicted model, not a curated record. Bases 263 to 847 code for a protein of 194 amino acids.
GGCAGAUCCCCUCUCGCCCCCGGCCAAUGGCCGGGAAAGCCCGAGCCGCCCGCACCGCUGCGGGCAGUCGCAGCGCUUAAGUUGCGGCGGGAGGCUCGGGGGCUCAGACCGCGCUGGGCGGCCGCCAGCUCGCACCUGGCACCUGCGCCUGCUGCUACCUGGCACCUGCUACCUGCCCAGCCGGGAUCGCGGUCGGGAUCCGUCUAACGCCGCGUUCCCUCACGGGGGUGUGUUGGGGGGAGCCCUUUUUCCGACUGUCAAAAUGGUUAUCAAAGUGUUUGUUGCCACAUCUUCUGGGUCCAUAGCGAUUAGGAAGAAGCAGCAGGAAGUAGUAGGCUUUUUGGAAGCUAAUAAGAUCGACUUUAAGGAAUUGGACAUUGCUGGAGAUGAAGACAAUAGGAAGUGGAUGAGGGACAAUGUUCCUGGAGAGAAAAAACCUCAAAAUGGAAUCCCUUUGCCCCCCCAGAUCUUCAACGAAGAGCAGUAUUGUGGGGAUUUUGACUCUUUCUUCUCUGCAAAAGAAGAGAAUAUUAUUUAUUCAUUUCUGGGUUUGGCUCCCCCUCCAGGCUCAAAGGUGGAAAAAUCAUCUGAGGAAACAUCUUCUCUUCCCAAUGGUGAUGUAGCGGGAGAGGAACAGAGCAGUGUAGAGGGAACAGAGAAGACUGAAGAGAGUGGAGAAAAUGAGGCACAAAAAGAGGACAAUGGGGACGCGGGCGACCUUGCUGAGUCUCAAGAGAAGAAUACGGGAGAAGUAACGGGAGACGGAGCAGAAGGGGAAGCAGAGGAAGAGGAAGCUGAGGAAGCUGAGAAAGGAGAAGAGGCCGGAGAGGAAGAAGAAGAUUCUUAGGCCUCUUCAUGCUUUACUUCUUCAGCUUUUCCAGAAAACCUAAGCUACGAAGCAGUAUUUCAACUGUCUGCCCACAAA